GGUUUGUUGGGAGGGUCCGUGUUGUCAGGGCGGAGAGGGGGAGAUGAUGGCAGCGCUGGGCUUCGUCUGGCCGCGGGUGGUUGGCGGCAGACUUCUGCUGCAACAAGCUGCUGCCUGCCCUUUCCAGCUCCGGGCAGCCUCCGUCCUCUCAAGCUCCUCGGAGCUGCCCCUCCGAAGCCGUCUCACCCUCAGACCCGCGGGUGUCAGCCCCGGGCCGGCGUUUUGCUGGAAUCACCAGCAGAUCCGCACCAAAGCGCGUGGGAACGAGUAUCAGCCCAACAACCGCAAGCGCAAACGGACCCACGGCUGGAUCAAGCGCAUCAGCACGCCGGCCGGCAUCGAGGUCAUCCUUCGGCGGAUGCUGAAGGACAGGAAGUCUCUGAGCCACUGAAAGCUCUGCCCGUGGGGUUGGUUUUCUGUGGGGGCAGCCGGAAUCCGAGCCCUGGAGCUGCUGCAGCUUUGGAGUGACCCAGCCUGCAUGUCCGUGCAGGGGGGAGGCGCUGCCAAGCAGCAGCGACUGACCAGCCCUCUCAUGUGAGACACUCUGUGCCUUGAGGGUUGGCCUCCGAGAGCUUUGUUUAAUGUCUGCUUCUUAAAUUGUAAAAUUAUUGCCGCUUUAUACGCCUGAUUCAAAGAUAAACCUGGGAAAACACGAGCUGUGAUUAAAGCCCAGUGACUCGCCUUGAA
Molecule: messenger RNA, 687 nt
Organism: Tyto alba (common barn owl)
Lineage: Eukaryota; Metazoa; Chordata; Aves; Strigiformes; Tytonidae
Gene: MRPL34
Product: mitochondrial ribosomal protein L34
Exons: 2
Coding region: 44-391 (115 amino acids)
Biological process (GO): translation
Cellular component (GO): ribosome; mitochondrial large ribosomal subunit
Molecular function (GO): structural constituent of ribosome
Source: RefSeq, a predicted model, not a curated record